ACAUCAAAGUCAGCCCACUCUACAUCAGAGUCAGUCCCCUCUACAUCAAAGUCAGCCCACUCUACAUCAGAGUCAGUCCCCUCUACAUCAAAGUCAGUCCCAUCAACAUCAGAGUCAGCCCACUCUACAUCAGAGUCAGCCCACUCUACGUCAGAGUCAGCCCACUCUACAUCAGAGUCAGCCCACUCUACGUCAGAGUCAGCGCCCUCUACAUCAGAGUCAGCCCACUCUACAUCAGAGCCAGUCCCCUCUACAUCAAAGUCAGCCUCCUCUACAUCAAAGUCAGCGCCCUCUACAUCAGAGUCAGUCCCCUCUACAUCAAAGUCAGCGCCCUCUACAUCAGAGUCAGUCCCCUCUACAUCAGAGUCAGCGCCCUCUACAUCAGAGUCAGUCCCCUCUACAUCAGAGUCAGCCCACUCUACAUCAGAGUCAGUCCCCUCUACAUCAAAGUCAGCCCACUCUACAUCAGAUCAGUCCCCUCUACAUCAGAGUCAGCCCACUCUACAUCAGAGUCAGCCCACUCUACAUCAGAGUCAGUCCCCUCUACAUCAGAGUCAGUCCCCUCUACAUCAGAAUUAG
This is a messenger RNA of Saccostrea cuccullata (small rock oyster), 579 nucleotides long. RefSeq lists its product as uncharacterized. Lineage: Eukaryota; Metazoa; Mollusca; Bivalvia; Ostreida; Ostreidae. The annotation marks the transcript as partial. The transcript has 2 exons. The record is from RefSeq and is a predicted model, not a curated record.